Molecule: messenger RNA, 1934 nt
Organism: Gadus morhua (Atlantic cod)
Lineage: Eukaryota; Metazoa; Chordata; Actinopteri; Gadiformes; Gadidae
Exons: 10
Coding region: 108-1751 (547 amino acids)
Biological process (GO): non-canonical Wnt signaling pathway; canonical Wnt signaling pathway
Cellular component (GO): plasma membrane
Molecular function (GO): Wnt receptor activity; Wnt-protein binding
Source: RefSeq, a predicted model, not a curated record
GAAACGAAAUACCUAUAUUUGAGCCCCCAUUCGAACUGUAUCGCCCGCUGUAUUCAAUGCGCAGACAGGCUACUCCAAAAUCUCCCGAAAGUUGAUAAUUAUCUGAAAUGUUUAGCGUCAUGGUGGAACUGUGGACCAUCUUGGUUCUGGGACUGAGUUCUUCUGUGGCAGCAAGAGGAGAGCACUGCAAGCCUCUGAAAAUCGACUUUUGUCGAAAUGUGAGCUACAACAUAACGUGCCACAAUCCCCGCGGGAUGCGCAUGUACAUGAAGGACGGCGGCGCUGAAUUGAUGAAACGGCUCAUCGACACGCACUGUUCGCCCUAUACAGCCGAGUUGAUGUGUCGUGUGGUCGCGCCACAAGGGGAUCCGCAAACCGGAGACUACACCACGCCGUGCCGUGCGCUCUGCACGAGGGUACAGAAGGACUGCGAGCAGGUGGCGAGAGAGCGAGAUAUCCCCUGGCCGCCGCGGAUCAGAUGCUCAGCUUUACCAACUAUCAAUCACCGUCACAUCGCCUGUGUGAAGCCUUUGGAUCUGGGAGCACAGCCAAAUCCAGAGCCAACAUGUGAGGCCAUCAAUAUCCCGAUGUGUAAAGAAGAAUCGUAUAAUCAAACGGUGUAUCCAAACCUUCUGGGCCACACUAACCAGGAGGAUGCCGGCCUUGAGAUAAAUGUAUUUUAUCCUUUAGUCAGAGUUGAAUGCUCUGCACAUCUGAGGAGCUUUCUGUGCUCUUUGUUCGCCCCCGAGUGUGUUAACGGACGGCCGCGGCCCCCGUGCCCAGCUUCCUGUGAGCUAGCUCGGGCUGGCUGCGAAACGCUGAUGAAUAAAUUUGGUUUUCGAUGGCCGGAAAGUCUCCGGUGUGAAAAAUUCACCAUGGAGAAACGUGAUCCUGUGGAUCUGGGAGCAGAGCCAGGGCCAAAGCCAGAGCCAACAUGUGAGGCCAUCAAUGUUCCGAUGUGCAAGGAAGUAUCAUAUAAUCAAACAGUGUAUCCAAACCUUCUGGGCCACAGCACCCAGGAGGAUGCAGGCCGGGAGAUGCAUCAAUUCGAUUCUUUGGUCAAAACUGAAUGCUCUGCCCAUCUGAGGAGCUUUCUGUGCUCUGUGUACACCCCUGAGUGUGUUGACGGACGGCCGCGGCCCCCCUGCCUAUCUACCUGUGAGCUAGCACGCGACGGCUGCACGCCGCUAAUGAAGAAAUUUGGCCUUCAAUUGCCGAUAACACUUCAGUGUGAACAUUUCACUAUGGAGUCCUGUGGUUACGUUGAGGAGCAGAGCCCUACAUCCAGGACACUGAUAGAUACUGCUGAGCGGGUGGUGAAUAUGAGGCUGAAUGCUGAGGAGGUGCUGGCCAAGCUGGAGGAGGAGGGGUCAGCUCUACGUGGCCAGUCUCUGAGUCUCGAAACAGCCCACAUCCUGGUGACCUUCAAAGAUAAAGAUAAAUCUGGCUACCUUGAUAUACUGGAGUAUUCCAACCUCAGCAAAUAUGUACUUGGCACCAAGAAGGAGUUCGCUGAGAGCUCCGAGGCCAACCUGGGAUUCAUCUCUUCAGCCCAAUUCAAUAAUACUCUGGCAGCCAAAGAUCUGGCCGUAGAUGAGCAGACCUUCCAGGCUCUGUGGCGCCGCUACGGCUCCCAGGGAGCCCUCAUGUAUGACAACUACAUGGAGGUGGUUACUAAACUGCUCCUUCUAAAAGAGCGCUACCAGACCAGCUUCACUUUCAAUCAGUUCAUCCAGGCCGUUAUAAUGUGAAGCCAACCACCACCACAACCCAGAGAACUUUCUUUAACCUUGUUUAGCUGUGUGAUUUGUUUUCUGAGUAGCAAAAAUAUUCAAUCAGCUCAUGGAAACUUGUUCGGACCUGACUAACAGGUCAGCCGUUCAAUAUAAUCAACUUUUGCAAAUAAAAUAACAUUUUGUGGACGUUGAACAACC